AUCUUUAUGUUAUUAUUAUAAACGGAGUAUAACCUUUUAUUCUUACAUUUCGCUUUUAUUUUACCCAACAAACUAUACAAAUUGUGUUAAAAUAGAACUGAAUCGUGCAUUUCUGUGUUAUUUUCCGUGAUACGUAACGUUUUGCAGACCAAAAGGUGGGUUGUUCAGUCAAAACAUUGAAAUUUAUUGUUAACUUAAUUAUACUAAAUGAAGUACUCGUGAAGUUUUUACUGGCAUGUGCAGUUAUUUUAUGAGACAGCUCUAAUUGUUUCGUUACUUUUAUAAUUUAAUGCGCCAUUUUGUGAUCGGUAUACCGUUUUGGUAUUGUUUUCGUGAAAGUUCAACGAUAUAUUACGUUAUAAAACAUAACUGAAUUUGAAAACCAACAUGUUCUGCAUACAAGAAACAGAGCCAUCACAUUCUGAUCCAUUCUCGAAGGAUAAGGACCCAUUAAGCAUGACAAUAUCAGAAUCAAGUGAUGAUGAACCGGAUGCUAAAAGGCCUAAAUAUACAAACUCCUCGUUAAACCUCAAAGUUUACCAAAUACCCACAUUUAACCCACCGAAAUCACUAUCAAUAUACCCAACAAACAGUAUUCUACCAAAAUUUGUUAAUAACCCACUAAAUCUAGCAAAUCCCCUAGCGAUCGCAACCAGUAACCUACAAGCUACAAAUAUGGUGAAAAGUCUACACAGUAGAUAUUCCUUACCAGCUAAGUUAACGAUAACCCCAGUUCAUAAACCAACUGAUGGUGAGAUUGUAAGAUAUAAGAAGAAUGGAGAGAUAGCAAAGAAACGAGGACCACCGAAAGGAUAUAAGAGGAAACCCAAAGUAGAUCUAUCUCAGAGUUUAAGUAAUGGAGCACUUUUACAGGCCCAAAAUACAAUCCUGACCAGCCUACUCGCAGCAACCAAUCCAACAUUCACUACAACUGUGACCACACCAGCGGUGAAAGUUAUACAACCACAGAUUGUACCCCAAGUUAAAAUACCUCCGGGGGUGGAAGUUGUUGAAUUAGAUUUAGACCCCCAAGAUUGGUUCCCAGCGGAGCCUUACAAGAUGGUGUUCAGCAGAAAGAAGAAUCCUAAAUGGAAGAACUUUCCGUACAGAUGUGAACAUUGCUUCAAAGGUUACCGCGUGGUGUCAACUCUGCUCACCCACGCUGCGGAGCGUCACGGUGGCGUGCCUCGAGAACUUGCCAUACCCUGCCCCUGCUGCCCGCAUGUGUCCACUCGCCGCAAACACCAUAAGAAACACCUCGAGACACACGAAGGAAAGAGACAUAGGAUAUUCUGUCUCUAUUGUCUACCGCCACAUGAUUCUACCGAACCUUACGUGAAAGAGGCUGAAAAAUACCCUUUUGACAAAUACCCACAGUUCUGGUAUGCUUCGGAGGAAUCUCUCAGAUUGCAUAAGAAAAGGAAACAUCCAUACGCCGCCAUGUUUAAUUACAAUUGGUACUGUUCCUGGGGAGAAGGUAUACCUAAUAGUUAAUUUAUUACUAAAAUAUAAUUUUUAAGUGUAUUUUUAAUACUGGCAACUUUUUUUUGAUGCUGGCAACUUUUAAUGGUAUUUUUAGUUGUAUGGCAACACUGGAGAUUACUAGAAAUUAUUUGUUUAAGGCCAGUUUAGUAUUUUUUUGUAUUUUUUUGGUCUUUUUUUUUGUUUUUUAAUAAAAUUUUUUGAUCGUACUUAUAUUUAGUGUUGCUGACAUCACAGUUUUUGUAUAUAUUUGUGGUUUAAAUGUAAAAUGCACUGGUAAUGUAACGUGCCUUGUAAUGUUUUUGAUAUGACUUAAAAAAAAAACAUUCCAUAGUUCCGUUUUCAUCCAACGUCGAAAUUAAACAAGAUGGCGGUUUUAAUUCACGUAUUUCAUUUAUUUUGUGAAAUAAAGUGAUAUUUUAAAAUAAGGGUAGCUAAUGUUUGUGGAAAAAAUAUUUUUCUAAAAAAAAUUUUUUGAUAUCGACAAGUUUUUAUAAAAAAUAUACAGUUUUGUGAUUAAUUUCGACUUUGGAUUGAAACGAAAUGUAAAAUUCGUUCGGAUUUUUUUAUAGAAAUUUGCUGAAUGCUUGAAAUUAAAAAACGUAUUUAUUACCUGUGUAAAUUAAGCAAUAAUAAUCGACUUUUUAAUGUAUUUUCAUAUUAAUAUUCGGUGGGCGUGACAGACGAAUUUAAAUUUCUGACAGAUAACGAUAGAAAUGUCAGAAUGACGUUUAAAAAUUUGUGGCGGGAAUACGUUCAUCUUUGACAGCAUUUUGUGCAAUAUAAUUUUAGAUUUUUUGUAUAAAUCAAAUUAAAUUCAUAAAAAUCGAUUUAAAAAAAUUUAAUUAGCAUGU
Molecule: messenger RNA, 2336 nt
Organism: Papilio polytes (common Mormon)
Lineage: Eukaryota; Metazoa; Arthropoda; Insecta; Lepidoptera; Papilionidae
Exons: 6
Coding region: 388-1494 (368 amino acids)
Source: RefSeq, a predicted model, not a curated record